UCUUCUUCUUCUUCCACUUUUCUCUUCUCUGUUUCUCUCUCAUCCAUCAGAAACCAUUUGAAAUCUGGGAAAAUCAAUCCCUAUUUACUCCAAAUCUCUCUACCCAUUUUUUUAAAUUAUUUUUUCCUAUUCUUGCCUAGACCGGCCGUUUUCAUAGAGUUCAUAAGGAACUGGAACUCAUCAUCUCCUGUAACCAGUCUGUUCUUUGCUGGAUCUGUUUAGUUCCAAAUACAGAUUUGAUCUAUCAGGGGGGAACAAUACAAUCAAAAUCUUGGAGUUCAGUUCUUUUUUUGUUUUUGUUUGUGGGCUCAUCAACUGUUCUUGAAAUUUGGUACCUUUUCUUAAACCUUGGAGUACAGUUACCUUUCAUGGAUUUCUUGUCUUAAAGGUGACAUUUAUUGUUUCGUUUCUUAAUUUAUCGGUUAGUUGUCUUGUUUUGUUUUUUUGGUCAUUUUAGCUCUUCGCUUGAUCUUAGAAAGGUUUCCGUUUCUUUCUUUUCUUUUUUUUUUGGUCCUGGUUCCUUUUUGUUUACUCGGUAAACCCUAGUUUUGCUGACGCCUUACCAUUAAAUCUUGACUGAUUGAGUCUUUUUUUCUACAAAUUUCUCUUGUUUUCUUGUAAAUUUCCAGCUUUUGUCCAGAUGGGUGGUGAAAAGUUCGGAUUUUUCGUCUUGAUUUCUUCGGUUUCUUGCUUGAUUUGCAUCUGCCAUGGAUUCAUACCUCUGGAUAAUUACCUCAUCAACUGUGGAUCACCCAGCAAUGCCACGGUUCUUGGUCGAGUCUUCAUGUCUGAUAAGCUAGCCUCGAAGCUCCUUACCAGUCCUCAAGAAAUCCUUGCAAGUAGCAGCAACUCGGGCAAUUCCGAUUCCGACAUUGACCAGACAGCGAGAGUGUUCACAGAAGUAUCCAAGUACACUUUCCCCGUCAGUAGAGGCCGGCACUGGAUUCGGCUCCAUUUCAAUCCAUUCAAUUACCAGAACUUCCAAAUGGGUUCUGCCAAGUUCUCUGUUUCUUCAGGAAAGCAUGUUCUUCUCGUUGAUUUCACAGUGAAGUCCAGAGUUGUGAAGGAAUACUCUUUGAAUGUCACCACUGAUGAUCUCGUCCUCACGUUUACUCCCUCGGGGAAUUCGUUCGCCUUUGUGAACGGCAUAGAGGUUGUCUCUGCUCCAGACACAUUGAUCACUGAUGAUGCUUUGUUCAUAGGAAGUCCAGGGAGGUUUCAGGGCUUGACAUGGCAGGUUCUUGAGACAGUUGCUAGAGUUAACAUGGGUGGACCUCUCGUUACGCCUAAUAACGAUACCCUUUCAAGAACUUGGGUUUCUGAUUCGGGUUUUAUCCUCGGGAAGAAUCUUGCCAAGAGUGUAUCUAAGAUCAACUCUGUUAAAUAUCUCACUGGUUAUGCAACAGAAGAUACUGCACCAAGAUUUGUCUAUGGAACUUGCACCGAGAUGAACUCGGGAGGUGACCCGGGUAGCAAUUUCAACAUUACUUGGGUAUUCGAUGUCGACCCGGGUUUUCAGUACUUCCUCCGUUUCCAUUUCUGCGAUAUCGUGAGUUUAUCUCUGAACCAGCUCUAUUUCAAUCUUUACGUUGACUCCAAGACUGUUGUCGAGGAUCUUGAUCUCAGCACAUAUUUGGCCAACAAUCUGGCCGGAGCAUACUUCAUGGAUUACGUGACACAGUCCCCAAAGGAUACUGAUAAGCUUCGUGUGAGCAUCGGACCAUCAAUUGCUCACACUGAUUACCCGAACGCAAUCAUGAAUGGAUUAGAGAUCAUGAAGAUGAAUAACUCAUUAGGUCAGCUCAGUGGCGGGAAAUUUGUGCCCGGAAGUUCAAGAACUAAGAAAAAUCCCGGUCUAAUCGUCGGUGCAACGGUUGGCCCUUUGCUUGCAUUACUGGUUUUAGGAGCUUUCUUUGUGUUGUACAGGAAACGGAGCCAUGGCCAAGAUGCUCACUCGAAGACAUGGAUUCCUCUGUCUACCAAUGCAACUUCAGGUACAAUGGGAAGUGGAUACUCAAAUGGAACUACACUCGCGAGUAUAACUUCCAAUGUAGGUUAUCGUAUACCCUUUGCAGCCGUUAAAGAGGCCACGAAUAGCUUUGAUGAGAAUCGAGUUAUCGGGAUUGGUGGUUUUGGGAAAGUUUACAAGGGAGAGCUAAGCGACGGCACGAAAGUUGCUGCUAAAAGAGGAAACCCCAAGUCUCAGCAAGGACUUGCAGAGUUCAGGACAGAAAUCGAGAUGCUGUCACAGUUUCGCCACCGCCAUCUGGUUUCCCUAAUUGGUUACUGUGACGAGAACAACGAGAUGAUACUGAUUUACGAGUACAUGGAGAACGGAACAUUAAAGAGUCAUCUUUACGGCUCGGGCCUUCCUAGCUUGACGUGGAAGCAGAGGCUUGAGAUAUGCAUCGGAGCAGCUAGAGGGCUACAUUACCUUCACACCGGUUAUUCAAAAGCUGUCAUUCACCGAGACGUGAAAUCCGCAAACAUAUUGCUCGAUGAGAGUCUCAUGGCUAAAGUUGCAGACUUUGGACUGUCAAAGACUGGACCCGAGAUCGAUCAGACCCACGUGAGUACGGCUGUGAAGGGAAGUUUCGGAUAUCUCGACCCGGAGUAUUUCCGAAGGCAACAGCUCACUGAGAAAUCGGAUGUGUAUUCAUUCGGGGUUGUUCUGUUCGAGGUUCUGUGCGCGAGACCAGUGAUAGACCCGACACUUCCGAGAGAAAUGGUGAAUCUUGCAGAGUGGGGAAUGAAAUGGAAGAUGAAGGGACAGUUGGAACAGAUUAUUGAUCAGGCUCUUCACGGGAAGAUCAAGCCAGAUUCGCUAAGGAAGUUCGGGGAAACUGCAGAGAAAUGCUUGGCUGACUUCGGAGUGGACAGGCCAUCCAUGGGAGAUGUGUUGUGGAAUCUGGAAUAUGCUUUGCAGCUACAGGAAGCGGCCAUGGACGGUGAUCCUGAGGAAGACAACAGUACGAACAUGAUCGGAGAGCUACCUCCUCAGAUCAACAAUUUCAGACACGGAGACACAAGCUCUAAUGUUCAGGCGGAAGGGCAGUUCGAGGAGUCGAACAUGGACGAUAUCUCGGGUGUCUCCAUGAGUAAGGUUUUCUCGCAGCUGGUGAAAUCUGAAGGAAGAUAGAUUCUGAAAGCUGGGAAAUGCCCACAAAAACAAAAAGAUUUGAGCUUUAUAUUUUUAGAAACAAGAAAUGGGAUUUUCACGUUGUUCCUGUACAUUUUUUUAGAAACAUUGGAUUCUCAAAAAUCA
Molecule: messenger RNA, 3265 nt
Organism: Tarenaya hassleriana
Lineage: Eukaryota; Viridiplantae; Streptophyta; Magnoliopsida; Brassicales; Cleomaceae
Product: receptor-like protein kinase HERK 1
Exons: 2
Coding region: 641-3139 (832 amino acids)
Biological process (GO): protein autophosphorylation
Cellular component (GO): plasma membrane; plasmodesma
Molecular function (GO): ATP binding; transmembrane receptor protein tyrosine kinase activity
Source: RefSeq, a predicted model, not a curated record